This is a messenger RNA of Liolophura sinensis, 1384 nucleotides long. Its product is annotated as swi5-dependent recombination DNA repair protein 1 homolog. Gene Ontology annotation, cellular component: Swi5-Sfr1 complex. The coding region runs from base 70 to 927 and encodes 285 amino acids. Gene Ontology annotation, biological process: positive regulation of DNA-templated transcription; double-strand break repair via homologous recombination. The transcript has 4 exons. The record is from RefSeq and is a predicted model, not a curated record. Lineage: Eukaryota; Metazoa; Mollusca; Polyplacophora; Chitonida; Chitonidae.
UUUGAUACAAAUGUUGGCUGUAGACUCACCGUUUAUUAUGUGAAGUCUGAUACCAGUAGAGAGGAAAUCAUGGCAUCAGAAUCAGGGGGGAUAUCUCCUACAACAACAGGAAAACAGAUGAGUUCAAAGUUGCGUGAAAAGCUAAAACGAUGUGGAAGAUACCAUUGUUCUCCAGCAUCUUCUAAACUCCUACGGGUUGCAGAAAGUCCACUGGCAGGGACCGACAACCCUGUCACACCCAGCCCAGUAUCAAAGACUCUGCUACGUACACCGAGAACCAAAGGGAAGUCUGAUGUUCAGUCAAGAGGAGGAAAGCGUCUGUUUGGUUUGUGUUCAUCAGAUGACAGUGUUGUGAAGAUGGAGCAUGAUGUACAAUGUAUUGUCAGCUGUCCUAAGAGAUGCAAACAACAAGGCUGUGAGGGACACAGAAAGCUUUGUGCUGACAGAAAUGGAGCCAAAACUUCAGAUCUACUCAACAGAUGCAACUCAGUGGGCCAUGAAUAUGUGUCAAUUACAUGUAAUGAUGGCAAACAUAAAUGUACUUCAGACAGUGAAAGUGUAGAGAAUGUAAGUGACACUGUAGUAAGUUACCCAGCUGACCAUGCUAACCUGGACACACAGCUGCUUAAUGAGAAUACUUCACAACUGCACUCAUUAAAAUGUCUACAUGCAUCACUCCAAGAAAAUAUUGAGGAAAAACAGGAAACACUGCGUAAGCUGAAGAUGGUGAAGAUGUACAGGACUAAGAAUAACUUAGACCAUCUAGACAGCCUCAUAUCCAAAUGGCGACAUGUGAGCCAACAGGCCCUCCAAGAUUUGCAUAAUAAACUGCCGGAGCCAAAACCAACUAUGACCGAGUUAGUGAACCAUUUGCAAAUUGAUCAUCAGCUAGUUAACUUUAAUCCAGAUGAAGAGUCGUUUGACUGAAAUUUGUUUACACCUGUCUUCAGUAUGCAUUGGGGCCUCCAUGGCCGAGGGGGUUUGCACACCAGCACAACGCAAUAACCCAGGAGCCUCUCACGAUUGUGGUUGCUGUGAGUUCAGCAACCUGCAGAUGGUUGUGUGAAGGCCUGACAGCAACCUGUGGAUGGUCAUGGGUUUUCCCCAGGCUCUAGCCAGUGUCCUCCCAUCAUAUUGCUAGCCACCGUUGUAUAAGUGAAAAGUUCUUGAGAGCGGCAUAAAAGACCAGUCAGAUAAAUAAAUAAAUCAGUAUACAUUGCUUUUAUCACAGCAGAAUGAGAGAAGGACAACUCGGCUAAAUUUUUCUCUUUUCAGUGUUCUCACUUUAUUUAUCCCAAAGAAUUUUGGGCAGACACCUGCCGUUGAUAUUAACUAUAUUUGUUUCAUGUAUGUCAUGGGUGAUACAUUGGUUAUUGAUAAGGAA